AUGAAUAAAGCAAAAAAAGCCUCGGAACCCUGCACGGGUAGUGCCGCCGCUGGACACGGCGAAGUUAAGUCCAAUAAACCCACCAUCUCGGGAACCGCAUCGACGGCGCCGAAGACAGGGCCUACACGGCCCAAACAGAUUCGGCCCUCCGCAGAAUCUGGAGGGAAUGCUAAGCCCCCAGAGGGAAGGCAUACUUCCAGCGAUACCGGCAAAACUAUACCCCUCGAGGGAAAGUCGAGGCCGGUGGGGAUGCAGCGUUUUGUUGUCUUUGUCAUCAACGAUGCUUCCGUCCCAGUUCUCGAGGGUUGUGGUGGGGUAACAAGCUACGGCUUUUACUCCAUCACGGUGAAAAUCCACCGGAAAACGGACCAACAAGGGGAGGAGGCUGGCAACGCCUCGAGCGGACCCACUCCUCCCGAUAACUCAACCGACGAAGGGGCCAACAACACAGGCAACGCCUCGAGCGGACCUGGCGCCUACGAGUCGGCAUCGGUGGCAGACAGCGCGGGGUCCACAGGAAACACCACGAGUGGACCUGGGGACCUACCAACGGGUGUACCCGAAACCGCGUCAGAUACUGAGAGCGACACGAGCUCAGUAUCUGCCUACGUAGGGUCGGUAUACAGCCGGUGGGCAAUGCUGAACGAGGACCAGCUUCUGGACUCAGAACCCGAGGAGGAGGUUAAUGACAUCACAGUCAUUGCCGCCGCCGAACGGGAGGAGCUAGAAGCGAUGGACAUCACCGACUCUGAGGAUGGUGCAGAUCCUACAAAUUAA
Molecule: messenger RNA, 777 nt
Organism: Rhagoletis pomonella (apple maggot)
Lineage: Eukaryota; Metazoa; Arthropoda; Insecta; Diptera; Tephritidae
Product: secreted protein C-like
Exons: 1
Coding region: 1-777 (258 amino acids)
Source: RefSeq, a predicted model, not a curated record